This is a messenger RNA of Cottoperca gobio, 5579 nucleotides long. RefSeq names its product cingulin-like 1 (gene cgnl1). The record is from RefSeq and is a predicted model, not a curated record. Gene Ontology annotation, biological process: protein localization to cell-cell junction. Gene Ontology annotation, cellular component: bicellular tight junction; myosin complex. Bases 246 to 4220 code for a protein of 1324 amino acids. The transcript is spliced from 19 exons. Lineage: Eukaryota; Metazoa; Chordata; Actinopteri; Perciformes; Bovichtidae.
GCGGGGCAGCCCGGAGGGUCGGACGUCAUUGUGAAACUGUCCUCUCUCUCUCUCUCUCUCUCCCAGAAAACAACACAUAACUAAAUAAGUUAGCAAGCAGAUAACUUUGCUUAACCAGUUUAUCUUUUUAAAACUCAUUUUAAACUAACGUUUACAGUCUGCGAUAACUGGACGAGGGAGAAACCCGACGCUGACGUGGACCACCUGAUCCAGGGAGAGGGGGUUAUUUUCCUUCUGCAUUCCUGAUGGAGUCGUACAGAGUGACUGGCAUUCCUAACAGCGGACCACAGCGGGGCCACACUCAGCUGUCCCGCCCCUCCAGGCCCCACAGUAAUGGAGCUGGUACAUACGGUCUCAGCAUCCGUGUCCAGGGUAUAGAUGGACACCCCUACGUAGUUCUCAACAACCAGGACAGGGGUCCUCAAUCCUUUAUCGACCCUAACAGUAAUGGGUACAUCGACACUGAGGGUUCUUUUAUUGAGAACUACCAGGAGUAUGAUUUCAGGGGAGGAAAGGAGCCUGAACCCAACAGCCCCUUCAUGGAGUACAGGUCUCAGAAGAUGAAUCAUUACACUGGUCCUCAAAAUGGCAUUGCAGAUUCACAAGAAAAGAAUCCAUCCUCCCUUCUGAACUUUCAGAAGCACCCUGAGAUACUACAGCCGUAUGAUCCAGAGAACAACUCCCUGAACCUUGACACCUUCCACAGUCUGCCUUCAAGGCCUCUGCCUCUGGCUGAGACUGGGAACCAACAGCAGAUUUCUUCCUCCAAAUCUGCUGUACAUGCACCGCCCAACGGCAAGUCAUCAAGCCUGGAUCGGCAUAAAGCUCUUGCGCAGCAAGAGAAAAGACAACUUCCAUCCCAGAGCCUGAGUAAGACAACCCUUCCUCAGCCAAAGUCACAGCCCCAGUCUUUCCCUCCAACCCAGCUUGCUCAGCCUCAGGCCAUGCCACAAUCACAAGUAGCUCAGCCGCAGUCCAAACCUCGUCUCGCCAACCUGAAUCCACCUCAGUCAAAGCCAGGCUCUAAAGCUCGGCAGCAGCCAGUUCCUCCCGCCCAGCCUCAACCCUCCACCGUGUCUAGUCCCACAAGUGAGCACAGCAAGACAUCAUGCAGAUCUCCCACUUCUAUGAGCAGCGCCAACUCCAGCCUCGAGCUUUCCCACCGUGAGCCUGAUGUCCUUCCUCUACGCAGGACUGACUCUAGUGGUCCAGUUCUUCAGUCCUCAUCCCGCUCCCGCCACUCCUCCUCAUCUUCCACCUCUAAGGCUCCGGUGGAGGACCAGAUGGACGCCCUCUACGCAGACACCAUCAACCGCCACGAGAACCGCCGCUACAUCCCUUUCCUCCCAGGUUCAGGCAGAGACAUAGACACAGGCUCCAUUCCUGCUGUCGAUGAGCUCAUUGAGAAGUUUGAUGGCAACGAUGGAGGCCAUCAGCGCAGGGGCCGGACAGGACGCAGGAACAGGAUCAAUCCAGACGAUAGGAAGCGCUCACGCAGUGUGGAUAGUGCCUUUGGCCUGCGAGAUGGCUCUAGCUACGUGGACGGGAUUAGCAGCCAGCAAGGCACAUCAAUGGAGCAUGUCCUGCGGCCCUCACAGCUACGGCAGAAAACAGCCGGCAGUCAGGACUCCUGGAUCAUGGCUGUAGAUGGUAAGGGCGAUUCCAGGGCUUCAUCUCGUGUCACCAGCGCGCCCGGCUCGCCCCAGAGCACCAUCUCUAAAGGUGUCUACGCCAUACAGGGUUACAAACAGCCACGGACUCGCACCUCUUCAUUAUCAUUCAAGAGUAAGGAGAGCGAGGACAGUGUUUCCUUAGCUGGAAAGGUUACAACAACAUCGCUGUCAACAUCGCUAUCGAAACCUUCGACCACUUUAGACAAAAAGCCCAGCAUAGAGGCAGAUGUUCAGGCGACACCUGAUCUUCUGAAAGGUCAACAAGAGCUUUCACAACAAACGCAUGAAGAGACAGCAAAACAAAUUUUGUUCAAUUACCUUAAGGACGGAAGCGUGGAUAAUGAUGAAACGACGAAGAGAAAGGUCAACCUCGUCUUUGAGAAGAUACAGACGCUGAAGUCUCGGGCCACGGCGAGCGCACAAGGCGACAACAAAUCUCUGGAUUUUGCCGCACAGACGAAAGCUCUGCAGGUGCAAAAUAAUGAACUGGGGAAGGAAAUGGCCGAACUGAAGAGACAACUCGAGGACCAAACCACGAAGAAUCAGGCUGACAAGAGGACAGUAGCAGGUUUGAAGGAGCUGCAGCGGGAGCUGGAGCGGAGUGUAGAGGAGUGUAAGCGUCUGAAGGAAAAACUAGCCAAAACAGAGUUCGAGCUCCAGAACACAGUGGAAGAGCUGUUCCAGGUGAAGAUGGAGCGGGAGCAACACCAGACAGAGAUCAGAGACCUGCAGGACCAGCUGUCAGAAAUGCACGACGAGCUCGACUCAGCCAAGAAGUCAGCCGCAGAUGGAGAGAAAGAGCUCAUUAUGGCGGACAUGAUGCAACUGAAAGUGGAGAUGCAGGAUAUUCUCCUGGCCAAGGAAGAGCAGGAGGAAGUGCUGAGGAGGCGAGAGAGGGAGCUGACAGCUCUGAAAGGAGCCCUGAAGGAGGAAGUGGCCGCUCAUGAUCAGGAGGUGGACAAGAUGAGGGAGCAGUAUGAGAAGGAAAUAGGCAGGCUGCAGACGUCUUUGGUGGAGGCCAAGCAGAGCAGCGCAGCAGUGGUCCGUGAGAAGGCUGAAGUGGAGGCAGCCAAGGGUGCAGUGGAGGGCCAAGCAGGACGGCUGAACCAAGAGGCCGAUCGGCUGCGCAGACGGGCACAGGAGCUGGAAAAUGAGGUUGCCAAACUCAACCGCAUCAUCGAUGAGACCAAGCUACAGGAGAGCAGGCAGGGGGAUAGAGCUAGCCGGCUGGAGAGAGAGAGAAAGCAAUUGGACGAAUCUUUGGCUGAAAUUACGGAGCAAGAAGAGGAGAUGUCGCGUGCCAAUCGAGCGUUGACCAUUCGGUUGGAGGACGUGCAGAGGAACUUUUCCAAACUGAGCACUGAACACAAGGAGUUGGAGGAGAUGUUACAAGAAGAGAGGACUCAGAAGGAGCAGUUCAAGCACAUGAAGAACGACAUGGAGGAUGAGAGGAGGCUGUUGGACCUCACAGUGGAGAAACUUCAGAAGGAGAUGAAUGAUAUUGUGGACGCGUCCCAGUCGUCCACUCUAGAGCUGCAGGAGCAGAUUGAUAUUUAUAAAGAGAACAACCGUCGGGAGCUGACGGAUCUGCAGAAGCUUCUGAAGGAGCGAGGACAGGAGCUGGAAAAGUGCCUACUGGCAACCAAAACCCUGCAAGAAGAGUUGUCACACCGGGAGGAGGACCUUCGGCAGUGUCGGAGAGAACGAGACGAGUCCGUGCUCAAGGAGACGACGCUGGAGAAAAAGGUUCAUGAUCUGGAGCUGGAGACCGAGACAAAGACCCACGCUAAAGACGAUAAAGCUCGACAAAUCAAACUCAUGGAGGACAGGAUCGUUCAGCUGGAGUUGGAUUUGAGUGAGGAGCGUCAGAGUGGAGACCAGCUGAUGGACAGGAUAGACCGUGGAAGAGAGCAGGUGGAGCAGAUGAGGAAUGAACUCCUGCAGGAGAGGGCUAGCAGACAGGACCUGGAAUGUGACAAGAUGGCUCUGGAGAGACAGACCAAAGACCUGAAGGGCAGAGUGGCUCAUUUUGAGGGCUCCCAAAAGUCCAACAAAGAGGGCCUGGUAGCCCAGCUGGAGGAUCGCGUACAGGAGCUGGAGGGGAGGCUGGAGGGGGAGGAAAGGGAACGUGCCAACCUGCAGCUGGUGAACCGCAGGCUGGAGAGGAAAGUAAAAGAGAUGAUGAUGCAAGGUGAAGAAGAACAUCACUCAAUGCUAGAUCAAAAGGACCAAUUGAAUCUGCGUCUAAAGGCCUUAAAACGGCAGAUGGACGAGGCUGAAGAGGAGAUCGACCGUCUGGAGCACAGCAAGAAGAAGCAGCAGAGAGACCUGGAUGAUCAACAGGAAGUCAACGAGCAGCUCCAGAGCCAGCUCAAAGCUCUGCGAAGUGAGAUCAGGCGUAAGAGCAACUCUGCCCCGCUGCUCAACACUCUGGACGACGACGACGAUGACGACACCAGCACCGACGGGGAGACGUACUUCAGCUCAUCGUUGGGGUACAAGCGCUCCUCAAGUCAGGACAACAUCUUAUCCACCUACACUUUGUAAACAAAACCCUGAGGUGGAGGAUAAAGCUGCUUUAUAUGCGUCAAUGUUGGACCAAACAGCUGGAGAUCGAUGUGCUUUCUGAAAACAAAAACUGUAAAUAUUACACCGAAACAUCUGUGCCAUUUAAUUCUGGGUCCAAUCUCGAUGUCCAUAAAUACACUCAGUAUUAUUUGAGCAGCUCUAAGAUUAAUGGAUGAAAUCAUAAAGGUUUUAAUGUUUUAAUCUGUCCCGUAGAAGUUAAAUGUAUAUACUGUUUAAUUUGAUCAUUUUACAUUCCCAUAGUAAGUUUUAUGAAUAUUUUUAAUUUCUAUGUUGAGUUGUUUUUCUUUGUUAACAAAUGGAUUACACAUGAUUAUCCUAGCAUUAGUAAACUUGAAAACGCACUCUUUAAUGCACUGUAAAACAGCGCAACCAGUACUGCCUUUGUGAACUAUAUGAGGUUAUUAAUCCUCACUUUUUUAUGCCUAUCAAAUAUUUUAAAUUUACAUACAGUAUCUGAAUAUACAUUUUUGUAUCUUUCAGUUAAAUAAAAUAUAUUUGCUUUUUUUUUUUUUAUGAAUGAAGAUACAAUCCGAGUAUAAGAAGUGAGGAGUGCCAGGAUGUUUUUUUUAAUUUAUUCGUGGUUGAAUACACACAAUCCUGGCUCAGUGAGGGUUUGAGGGAACAGUAAAUGAGGGACUUUGUACACCUCCAUUUUUAUACAGUUUUAUAUGGUUUGAUACGAAUGAUAGAUUCAUGAAAUUAUUAACAGGCAUUUAUUGUAAUUUUAUCACAAAGGUUACUUCAAAUAUUAGUGACACCACAGUAUUGCUUUUACAUCUACUGGAAAAGCCUGCUUCAUGCAAUCAUGUGAAAAUACCUUAAUUCACUUUCUUUUUAUAUUUUCUGUGACUUUGAUGCUGAAUAAAACUUCUAGCAUUUGCAGCACUGAACAAAGCCACGCAUAUCAAAACCAUUUAAUCUCUGAGGACUUUUAAACUGGAAAAACUUCGAUCUCUGGCGAUUUCUCUCCUGAAUGGUGCAGUGUUGAUACUGAACGUGAUUUUAAGUCUUUGUUUAACCUCAUGCAUGUGUGUUUUAAAUGGAGCCACUGUGCAUCUAAAGCCUUGCAAUGCCUUGUACAUGUCCUCUAAUUUUCCUUGAACUGAAUGAGGUAAUUUCUUCCGAUGAGAUAAACUGACAUUUUGUAUUUUGCUACACUGUGAUGAUUUGCACUCUCUGUUGGCUCUGCGCUGAAUAUGUCUGACGCCUGUGCAGGGAGAGUGGAAUGAGACAACUGCUGCUUCUACCUCUCUGUACACAUUUGUUUGUUCAUAAAUCCUGCUGAGACGAAAAUAAAGUUACUUCCAGUUACCCUCA